AUGCAGUUAGACUCAGUUAUAGCUGGACAAGAGAAUGAUGAUGAAUAUGUGGCAGAUGCUUUGCUUGCUGUAAAGCUUAACUUUGUUUCUUCAACUGACGAAAUUGAUAAAUCUCCAAAAUAUUCUCCAGAAUUUGCUUAUCAACAUUUUGGGGAAACGUUUAUUGUUGGAUACAAAAAUCUUUCUGUUAAUGUAAUAUAUUCGGAUGCUUCUCUUUUUCUUACUUCUUUGGUUAAAUAUGAUGGAAUUCUUAAUGGAAAUUCGGCUAUUCAAGCUGACAAUAUUGUUGAGAAAAUCAAAGAUGCCUUACCUAGCACACAAUUGGAUGCUUAUUUGCCUUUUGACAAAUUUAAGGAUAAAUUGAUUGAGCAAACUAAAUUUCGUCCUUAUGGAGAACUUAUUUCUAAAUUUUAUAUUGAACAAGGUUUUUAG
Molecule: messenger RNA, 432 nt
Organism: Meloidogyne enterolobii
Lineage: Eukaryota; Metazoa; Nematoda; Chromadorea; Rhabditida; Meloidogynidae
Source: the annotation of a GenBank genome assembly